Messenger RNA from Dibothriocephalus latus, 474 nucleotides. NCBI's taxonomy places the organism in Eukaryota, Metazoa, Platyhelminthes, Cestoda, Diphyllobothriidea, Diphyllobothriidae. The record is from the annotation of a GenBank genome assembly.
GAGCUCCUCACCGACAAGCUGAUUGAAAGUAAAGUUGAGGCGGCCGCAGUCAUUGGAACUCUCUUCAGCGGUCCCUUUGAAGUUGGCUCCAUGGUGUUGGCCAGGGAGGGCAUACUUGAAGGCCUUCUCCUGCUUACUCAGGCCGAAAACAUUUCCUAUCAGGUGUUUGGGCUUCGGGAUCCAUGUCUCUCUGUCAUCUUUGAAAUUGCAGCUGUUUACUCUCCUCAGCUGACUUGGAAGUAUCGAAUAAUGGAACUAGAUGGAGGGCCAGCCAAACUCAUUGCCAUGCUUAAGGCUUACUAUCGCUCCACCACUGUACGAGUUCUGGUCUACAACAGUCUCUCUCAACUAUUCGAUAUCCAGUCUGGUGUCCGACAGGGCUGCGUCCUGUCGCACAUUCUGUUUAACUACGCCAUUGACUGGAUUCUCGGGAAGGCCGUACAUGAAGAGGACGAUGUUGAGCUGCAUCCCUGA